AUGGCGGGUUCGACCACGGAUGCCCCCAAAACGGGGAACAAAGGCCCAAAAAUAAUGGCGGUAAUGUGGUCAAUGACAACGCUGGCUACGUUUCUCGUUAUCGCUCGUUUAUGUGUUCGGCAACGCAUGUUACGAAACUUCGGGUUCGAUGACUGGUUGAUUGGAGCAUCUAUGAUAUUCGGCCUACUUUUUGUUGCAACUACGACAGUCUCAGUGACUUAUGGAUACGGACAACACAAGAUAAAUCUUGAACCUAGGUCCGCCGAGCUUGCCCUCAUGUGGAAUAUGAUCUCGUUCAUUUUCGGAAUUAUAUCCUUCGCAAUACCGAAGCUUGCGGUUGCCGCACUACUCCACCGAAUACUGAACCCAAACCUCACCCAACGCAUCAUAGUAUGGGGUCUUGUUAGCUUGAUUGCUGUCAUUGCCAUUGUCAACAUCCUGAUCUAUGUUACCAUGUGUGAUCCACAACAGGCACUUUGGAAGAGCUCCAUGAUAUUGAGCGGGGAGGCGAAGUGCAGGGAUAUUUGGAUUCUUAUAAACUAUGCCACAUUUAAUGGAGGUGAGCGGUGUUCGAUUGGUCUCACUAUUCUCGUGACAGUGUCUGAUAACCGCCAUGUAUGUGCAGCUUUCUCCGCAUUUGUCGACCUUUUCCUCGCAAUUUACCCCGGGGUCGUUCUAUUCAAACUUCAAAUGUCAUUGCGCAAAAAGAUUGCUUUAACUGCUGCGCUUGGUCUGGGUGCAAUGUAUGGAAAUCUGGCCAUUGACCCCUUCAAGUGUCUCGAGGCUAACAAGUACGGUCAAUCCCCAGUGCGGCUGCAACUGCAGUGGUCAAAUGCGCUCAGAUCAAAGGUCUGGCUGACCAGACAGAUCCAACAUGUUAUUAGCACUGUAUCUCUGGUGGUUUGGACAAAUGUCGAAGCCAAUGUCGUUGUCAUUGCUGCCUGCAUACCCACAUUACAACCGAUGCUCGAACUUAUUCUGAGAAAACUGAAACUGGUUUCGACAUCCAAGGGUCACUCCAAGCCAUCAUCUUAUGCACAGCACAAGGUAUACGACAAUCAGCUGAGCUCCCGGGCUCACGUGUCAAAAAAAGAGAGAACAACUCCAUUGUACAAAAAUCAGAGCCAGGAAAGUAUUUUAAAUGACCUGGAGCAAUACCAAAUACGGCGCACAGAUGAGGUUCACGUUGAAUAUGAGAUGCAGCGAUCGAAAUAG
Messenger RNA from Penicillium verrucosum, 1215 nucleotides. RefSeq lists its product as uncharacterized. NCBI's taxonomy places the organism in Eukaryota, Fungi, Ascomycota, Eurotiomycetes, Eurotiales, Aspergillaceae. Bases 1 to 1215 code for a protein of 404 amino acids. The transcript has 4 exons. The record is from RefSeq and is a predicted model, not a curated record.